AUGAAUAAGUGUCUUCUUCUAGUAUCUGUCCUUGCGACCGUCAGUAUAGUUAAUUGUAGUUUAGGUGUCUCAUAUUCGAUACCGACUAUAUCCCAAGUGAGUUCGGCCAUUGGAAAUGGUAUCAAAUCGUUGUCGACAGCGAUCGCGAACAUAAAGAUAGAUCCAACUGCGGAUGCAACUGGAGCGGUAACUGCUAUGCAGUUGAUAGGAACCGAUUUGACAACCCCACUUACCACACUGUUUACCGCGAUUCAAACUGCGGUAUCUGCUACUUGUUGUGAUCCAAGUACUGUGAUUAACACUGUGCUAACAGCCAUAACGAAUGCAGGAACAGCUAUCAACACCGCAACAACAGAUGCUAGUGCUUUGCAAAAUGUGGUCAAGACUACCAGCUUCACAACUCUAUCUAGUGCCUUGCAGACUAUGUCAGAUGCAAUUCAGGAUAUGAGUACUGCUUUUACUAACCUGCAAACCCUGAUGGUACAAGUUGCCGCUGCAAGUCCUCCGUAUACAACAUCGACCGUAACAAAAAUUAUUACCUCGACAGUUGCGGCUACAGUUGCUGCACCAAUAAAUACUCUAGUCAGUGGAAUAGCAUCAACAAGUGCUAUAAUCACUUCCAUCAGUGCUGAUGUAAGAAACACAGUAUCUAUUACUACCAAAACAAAUACAGCAAUCAACGCAGGAGUAUCUGCAUUGACGCAACCAUAUAUAUCCUUUACUAAUAAUGUAAACGCUGCAACAACAUCGAUUACCAAUAGCGCGGCUAAUUCUAUUGCCAGCAUCAGGGCUUCGUACAACUCUAUUCUAGCUAAGUCAGCUAACUACAAUAACGGAGUUAUGGACCCUCUGACCACUUUUUUAUCUGGUUUUACAACUCUUAGUACGAAUAUACUUUCUGCAAUUUCAACAGCGGCAUCGAACGCUUUAAAUACUAUACAAACCACUUUACUAGCACAGGAAGCGAUCAUCACCCCGGCAGUUGUUACGGCGGCUGCUACCAUCACUUCGACCUUCUUAACAAGUACAAGUAAAUUUGCCUCGACGUGUUUGUCUAAGUACUCUGCACAGCUACAGGGAUCUAGCGUUUCGAUGCAACGCUUUGCAUCCUGCGUGUCUUCCGAAAGCAGUUCAACUUUGACGGCCACGGUGUCACAGGAGUUCAACGCUAUAUCUGCCGCCAUGAGUGCACCAGCCUUAAAACUGAACCUUUGCUCGAUCACGAACGGGCAAUGUAGCUCGACGCCACGAACCUGUAUUCUGUUUGAUAAACUUAAAGAAAAUAAGUCAUAA
Messenger RNA from Wyeomyia smithii (pitcher-plant mosquito), 1293 nucleotides. RefSeq lists its product as uncharacterized. NCBI's taxonomy places the organism in Eukaryota, Metazoa, Arthropoda, Insecta, Diptera, Culicidae. The transcript has 2 exons. Bases 1 to 1293 code for a protein of 430 amino acids. The record is from RefSeq and is a predicted model, not a curated record.